This is a messenger RNA of Telopea speciosissima, 2428 nucleotides long. Its product is annotated as pentatricopeptide repeat-containing protein At2g01390. The coding region runs from base 126 to 1904 and encodes 592 amino acids. The transcript has 6 exons. Lineage: Eukaryota; Viridiplantae; Streptophyta; Magnoliopsida; Proteales; Proteaceae. Gene Ontology annotation, molecular function: protein binding. The record is from RefSeq and is a predicted model, not a curated record.
AAGAAGAAGAGGAACUCAGAAGGAAGCAGGGAACUGCGCAUCGCACAGGGAUAGUGGUGAUUUCGUCUUCAAGUAGUUCACAUUGUCUCUGUGUUCAAGAACUCAAGGAGUUCGAGCAACUAUUUAUGUUAGGCCAUUAUGGCUUCCGUGGAUUUGUUGGAAAAUAUAUGCAUGUUUUCCGUAUAUAUUGUCGUGGGCCUUUCAAAUAUUGGAAUAGAUCUGGUAAAGGACUGCAUUCCCUUCAUAAGUUUAAGUGUAAGAAAUUUGUUCAACUGGUCAAGGGAAAGAGGGCAGGGAAAUCUGUCAAAUCUAGAGACAGUGCAGAAGAUAAAAACCCAACGGUUUAUAUGAGAGACACCAUUAGAAAUAUAUCCAAAAUAUUAAGGUAUUCAACAUGGGAUUAUGCUCAGGAACAGCUUGAAAAUCUCACUAUAAGGUGGGAUUCUUACACAAUAAACCAAGUUCUAAAAACACAUCCACCAAUGGAGAAGGCUUGGCUGUUUUUCAAUUGGGCUUCUCGUCUAAAAGGCUUUAAGCAUGAUCAGUAUACUUACACAACAAUGCUGGACAUCUUUGGAGAAGCUGGGAGGAUUUCAUCAAUGAAGUUUGUCUUUCAGCAGAUGCAAGAAAAAGGUAUAAAGAAAGAUGCAGUUACAUACACUUCACUUUUGCAUUGGCUUUCUAAAGAUGGGGAUGUUAAUGGGUCAUUGAGGAUGUGGGAGGAGAUGAAAGCUGCAGGCUGUCGUCCCACAGUUGUUUCUUAUACUGCCUUGAUGAAGGUUCUUUUUGAUAAUAACAGACCAAAGGAGGCCACUGAUAUUUACAAGGAAAUGCUGCAGUCAGGGUGUUCACCGAAUUGUUACACUUAUACAGUCUUAAUGGAGUAUCUUGCUGGAAUUGGAAAAUUCAAAGCAGCUCUUGAAAUUUUGAGCAAAAUGGAAGAAGCUGGGGUGCAACCUGAUAAAGCUACAUGCAAUAUUUUAGUCCAAAAAUGUUCCAUUGCUGGGGAGACACGGGCAAUGGCUCAAAUCCUUCUUUAUAUGAAAGAGAAUUGCAUUGUCCUCCAUCGUGCCGCCUAUUUGGAGGCACUUAAAACUCUGGAAAAUGCUGGUGUGGCUACUGAUCUCCUGAGGGAAGUUAAUCCACACCUCUCCUUUGUAAGAACUAAUAAGGAAGAGAUAUUUGAGUUGGAAGCAACUGUGGUUGAUGUAAAUUCAUUUAUUGAUACAGGCCUUGCCAUAAAUCUCUUGGCCAAGCAAAACUUUGUUGCUGUUGAGUACUUACUUAAUGAGAUUAUCUGUAAGAAUAUCCAAUUUGAUUCUAUGGUUGUUUCUACCAUAAUACAGGCGAGUUGUGCCAAUUGUAAGCCAACUUGUGCUUUGUUGGCCUUCAGAUACAGUUUAAAGAUGGGGUUAGAAGUUGAGAGAGCUGCAUACCUGGCUCUGAUAGGCCUCUUUAUCAGAACAAAGUCAUUUCUGAAUGCUAUGGAGAUUGUUGAACAAUUGAUUGGUGUCGGAGUUUUUACCGGAACAUAUUUGGUUUCACUAUUGGUAAGCCAGUUUGGCUCUGCUAAAAUGUCUGCGGCUGCUGCAAAGAUUUUCCAUUCAUGGCCUGAUGAACAGAAUCUAGUUACUUACACUGCUUUAAUGCGAGCAUACUUUAGUUGUGGGGAUGUUAAUAAGGGAAUUGAAAUAUAUGAGACUAUGAAAAAUAAAGGGAUCUGUGCCUCAUUAGGGACAUACAAUGUGUUGGUAGUUGGUCUUGAGGAAUCUGGCAGAGUUCAAGAAGCUGAAACUUACAGAAAAGCCAUGAAGAAGAUACGACAUGAUGGCCAUUCACAAAAUAAGUUUCCAAUGGAGGCAAGCCUUUGUGACCUUUUGUUUGGUAGGGGUGUGGUCUUCUGACUUGGCUGUUAUAGGACCAUCAUAAUGUCCAAGUUGGGUUCAUGUGCCUUAUCAUCUACGUGCUUCAAGGACUUAAUGGUACUUUUGAGUGUGGACAACUGGAAAUGUAUUGCUUUUUCUCUCGUUUGAAAUCUGCGUGAUGAACUUGAAGUAAGUUUAGCCAGGAGGAUUCAUUUGGUCAAGUAUGCUAAACUUGUGAAUUUAUCAUACCCUUGGUACUCUCAAUCACAGAAAUGAAUCUGGAAGUGACAUGGUAGUGGCAAAAUACAGGUAGUCUAAGGUUGAACUCAGUGGGGAAUAGCCAAAUGGGAAAGUUAUACUAGCGGGGGUGCAAAUGGAGUGACUACAAGAAUCACUGCUAGUGGCCUACGGCCUACCACAGGAAUGGAUAUUGUAAAAGAAUGAAAAGCCUAAACAGGAGGCCUUUGAACCCCUCCAAGAGAAUUUUCAUUUUCUUCCUAUUUCUGAUACUUGAUGAGGAAGAGCUGUUUAAGAAGGUUUUCCCUUGUGUUUGAGUGCUGAAG